Procambarus clarkii (red swamp crayfish) is the source of this 11139-nucleotide messenger RNA. Its product is annotated as reelin. Lineage: Eukaryota; Metazoa; Arthropoda; Malacostraca; Decapoda; Cambaridae. Gene Ontology annotation, molecular function: lipoprotein particle receptor binding. The record is from RefSeq and is a predicted model, not a curated record. Gene Ontology annotation, biological process: neuron migration; central nervous system development.
AAUACGUUUAGCACCAAAGAGCUGGAGUGUAGAGUUGAAGGCGACUGUGUAUAGGAUCCCAGGUCAAAAGAAAACACAAAAUUUGGAGGGUGUGAAUUUAAGCGCAGCAGGGCUGCUUCCUGGCCAGAAGUAACACUAAGAGAAGGCAACGUUCCGCCAUGGGCAGGAUAAGUGUAUUCAUAGUGGUUUGGCUGACGUUUAGCGGCGGAGGGCUGUGUGAUGGUGAAGGGAACGAGCACGGGACUCCAGCAGCUGACACUCUCCUUCACGCCAAACACGCUCCUUCCUUCCCCUCCAGGACCGACACGGGUUACAGUGAAGGUGACACGCCACCUCCCAACAACCCAGCCAUUAAAUUUUCUGGCAAUAUUGUAAAACAAUAUAAUGCCGUCGACGACAGCGAUAGUGACAGGGCCGACGUCGAGCAAGUGCCCGUUGAUGUCGGGAGCAGCAGCAGCAGCAGCGGGGUGUCCACAGGAGUCGUCAGCACCAACAGGAAGUCGACAGAUGAUGGCGAACAAGGUACUGGCGUGAGCAGUCGCCGAUCCACAUCCUUCGGUCCAGUGUCAUCGCCGUUCUUCUUCAUGUGUCAGUAUCCACGGACAGGGGAGCCGUCUGGCGCUGGCCAGGAAGACGUCACUCUCAAAGUCCAGUUUACCGGCAACAAAACUCCUAGUAAUGGCUAUGAUCCUCUUGCUGUGUACGAAGUGUUGGUGACGGCCAAUGUGGUGUUCGACGGGUUCCUCAUCACAGGAGUCCACGCCUUCACUAAGCAGUUCACUCAAGCUAAUUACCUCACCCUGCCUGCCUCCAUGCACGGCGGUGCGACAGAGGGGCUGGUGUGCUCUGUUCUUCACUCGCACAUCUCUGCCAAGCCUCGCUCCAGCCUCUCCUUCCUGUGGAUGGCGCCACCUUCCGGCACCGGCUGCGUCGCCUUCCUAGCGCAGGGUUCAUUAAGGAAUCAGAUUCUCUUCAAAGAUUUGAGUGUCUUGGAGGUGUGUGAGAAAGACAAGUCCCUGGAUCAGCUCGUGAAACAUACCUCUCGCUUCGCUGGACUCAACCAACACGGAUAUGUCUUCAGGGACGACUUCGAGGACCAUAAACUCAACGGCGACAUCUGGAGUGGUGUGGAGGGCGGGUCGGUCGGGCGGGAGGCUGGCAAGAUCAUCCACGGAGCAGCCCUCAGCUUCUCCUCUCCUGACUCUGGCGCCCACACCUACUCCAUGGACCUCUCCGCAGCCCGACAGCUUCAGUUCGCCCUGGGUACUGGGGACUGCUCUGAAGAAGUUGAAGUGCAGCUGGUGUACGGUAGAGCCUCCCAGGAGGACCAGGCGCAGUUCCUCCCCAUCGGGAAGAACGGCUACCUUACUCACGGGCCCGUAGUGAGCGCCUACGUGGCUGAUGACGGUAGCGGAUAUCCCGACUGGGAUAACGAGGCUCGGGCCAAACCCAUCGGCGAUGACGGAGGGAGUGGUGAGGUCCUCUACCCACCGCUUCCCGGGGAGUACCCGUCGGAUCAACCUGAUAGUUCCUCCCUUAGUACAAUCCUGGCGGGGGUGGAAUGCGAGUCAUGGGAACCCGUGCACACCUUCAGGGCCGGUCCGUCGAGCGAGGUGCACAUCCAGCGGGUCCCUGCCAGGUUCCGGACUCCAGGGGUGUGCGUGGGGUGGCGCGCGCUCCCAAACCUCGACAACCACACCUGCUGGGGCCUCGACGACGUCGCCCUCACCACCAACCACGCCUCCCAGCACCCCGUCCUUGACGACUUCGACCCCGUCGACCCCACCAACUGGAUGUUCUUUCCGGGGGCCAAGGUUAAGGAGUGGUGCGGGUCUGAGGGCCACAGCCUGGUGUUCGAGGGGGCGGGGGACGCCAACAGCAGGACCACAACGCGCCUUCUGGACCUCAGCGUCAAGCCUCCUCCAGGAGACAUCAUCGUCAGCCAUCGCUUCUUCACCUCUCCUCCGAGCGGGUGGCUGACGAAGGGGGCGAAGGUGGCCGACUGUGCCGGCCAGAAGCAGCUCGUCUUCUCCAGCGCUGGAAGUCGCACGGUCUGCACGCCCUACGUCGAUGCCAGGAGAGUUGGUGUGGUGACCAUGUUGGCGGGACUGAGCGAGUGUCACACCGAACAUAGUGGUAUGGUGAGCCUGCGGGUGGUGGCCCAGCGUGGCGACGGUACUACGCUGCUGGGGGAGGAACUUCUCACUCGGUCCCUUCAGGCGUACACACUCCCCGUACCACCUCAACUGCAGCUUCAACACACCAGGUUCUGUGUGGAGCAGAAGGAGGCGGGGAAGAAGGAUCAGGACGUGUGGGUGUUGGACCACCUGACGCUGCUUCCCUGGCUCCCAGCACACCCUCAACACUUCUUCCAGGCGCGUGUGAACCUUGAGUGUGGAGGAGGUGUGAGCGAGGUGGAUGUGGAGAGCAGCUCUGACGGAGGGGCCACUUGGACCUCCCUCCACCGUCGCUGCCUCCCUGGAGCCUGCCCAGGAGCCCACUCGGCCCUCACUUCGGCACUCCUGCCAGAGCACAUCGACAGAUGGGGCUUGGUGACCCUGCCGCUGCCCUACAUCUCCCUCACGCCUAAUACUCGACUGCGGGUGCGCCAACUGGACGACGACAAGGGCGCGAAACCCCGUUGGUGGGCGUUGGACAACGUGUACAUCGGCAGGUGCCCUCAGGGAUGCAACGGGCGGGGUCUCUGUCAGCCUGAAGGACGGUGCAAGUGUGAGUACGGGUACAGUGGAUCAUCAUGCGAGGAGCCAGACAGAGACAACCCAGUGUAUAUUUCGGAGCCCUUCUCCACCACCCUUGUCAACAACGCCAACAUACUCAAGAUGUCAGGGGGCUCGAGCAGCUACAGGUGUGGCGUGGUAGGAGCGGGCACAGCUGCCGUGUUCAGUGGGCGGGGGCCGCGCGCCCUCACCACCGUCGACAUCAACACCACCAACGCACACUUUCUCCAGUUUAACUACGUCGCCGGCACCCACAGCGAUGUGGGUAAGUGUCCUGGACCAGACGAGGACAACGAGAGCGUCUACGUCCACUAUUCUUGUGACGGAGGGGUCACCUGGCAUCUACUUCACACCCUUCCCGCCAAAACCUACAAGGAACCCAGCCACAUAUCGCUGGAGGUGCCUGGCGGGGCGCGGGGACCUGGCUGCAGGUUCCAGGUGUGGCAGGAGCGGCACUCUGGAGCUGGGCGGGACAUCUGGGCCGUCGACGACCUCACCAUCACCUCGCACAUCUUCAACACCAUCCAACUCGACUUUAGCGACGGAGCGGCCGCUAACAACUCUCUCAGGUUCCACCUCGGGGAGGUGGGCGGGGACGCCUGCGGCCACGACUCCGCCCUCAUCUUCGGGGACAUCAUUGCCAGCGGCGCCUCUCGCUUCAUGGAGACCAAGUCCAUCGGCGUCGGCCCUUCCUAUAUGAUUCAGUUCGACCUGGUCAUCGGCUGCGGCGACACACAGCCCCAGGAAACACCCAAUAAGGUGGUGCUGGAGUACUCGGUUAACCACGGGAUUACCUGGCAGCUGGUGGACCGGCCAUGCACGCCCUCCACGCCUGGCUGUCACUCUCAUUUCACCCGCGGCACCGUCUACCACGCCUCCGAGUUCCCCCACUGGAAGAGAGUCACCCUCAGACUCCCACAACACACAUGGUCGCCAUCGACGAGGCUGCGACUUCGCCAGGCAGAGGAGAGCGAGAUGAUGGAGUCGUGGGCGGUAGACAACCUGUACAUCGGCAAGCAGUGUCCUGGGCUCUGCUCCGGCCAUGGUCACUGUACACACGACGGCUGCAGGUGUGACGAUAACUUCCACGGACACAAGUGUCUCCCUCUUGACAAGCUUCACCGGGAGAUCGACGCCACCUUCGACACCGGUGACGACGUUGCCAAGUAUGAGUUUCAAGUGACGGGUGGCGCCCAGGCCACGCAGGAGGAGGGCUGCGGUAAUGUUGUCUCCGGGAAGAGCUUGUAUUUCGGAGCCCCAGGAGUGCGGGAGUGGGAGAGUGACGACAUCAACGCCCAGGACCUGGAGAUCAUACAGUUCGUGCUGGUGAUCGGAAGCGGCAUAGGCAGCACCUGCCUCCCGGGAGACCAGGAGGAGACCCUCAACGCCGGUAGCGUCGUCCUCGAGUACUCCACUGACGGUGGAAUCAGCUGGUCCCUUCUGCAGGAGCUCCUUCCCUCUCAUUACAGGACCCCCGCGCUGUUUCGUGGGGAGUUGGCAGACGAGGUGGUGAAGAGCGAGUCCGGGGUGGUGCGGUUCAGGCUGUGGCAGCCCAACCACCAGGACAGGAACCAGUGGGCCUUCGACAACCUCAGGAUCUCCCACGACACUCACACCAGCUCCAUCCAGGCAGACUUUUCCCCCAACUCCCUGGUGGCGUCUCCGUGGCUGAGGGUGACGGGGAACCAUCACGCCAGCUACUGUGGCAGCGACGACGCUGCUCAGGUCAUGGACGGUACCGAGCCCCUUCGUCAGGCAGUCACCAACCAGCUCACCUUGCUGCAGGAGGACGUUAUCACUUUCCAGAUCAGCGUGGGAUGCGGCAAGGCGGCGGCGGAGGGGCGGCCGGUGCUCCUGCAGUACUCCAAGGAUGGUGGGGUGAGCUGGGCGCUGGUGGUGGAGGGAUGCCCUGCUGCAGCUCUCCACUGUCAUGGCCCGAAGGAACCCAGCGUCUACCACCCGGGCCACCACGGACCCUGGACCCGCGUCCUUAUUCCUGUCGACCACAGGCUGGCUCAAGGGUCAGUGCAGCUGCGGUGGGUGCAGGAGAACCCCAGUGAGACUCCUGCAGGAGAGUUUGCCUUACGUGGCCUCUACAUUGGACCACCGUGCCCCUACGCCUGCCACGGUCAUGGCCUCUGUACUGGCUCUGGUAUCUGCAGGUGUGAUGAAGGUUACAACGGAACAUACUGUGGGAGGUUUCCGUCGAAGAACCCAGAAUGGAUGCACGAUAGCUUCGAUACCGGGGAGGUGUCGGGGAUGUGGGAGCGGGUGGAGGGUGGCGCCGUGUCCCUAGGCUGCGGUCCUCACCACUCUGGCAACGCCCUCCUCUUCUCCGCCGCGGGGCCCCGCUUCGCCACCACCACCCCCAUCGACACACGAUACAUGAAGUACCUGGUGUUCAACCUGCAGAUAGGCUCCCUAGAGGGCAGGGGCCGGUGCCAGCUGGGUCAUGUACCCCGCGAUAACGUCGUCCUCGAGUACUCGACGGACAAUGGCCAGACCUGGAGCCUCCUGCAGCAGUUUGAGCCUACUCAGACCACCAGCAGGAGGGAGGCGUUCUUCAUCCCGCUGCCACAGGCUGCCCGCGCCCGCCAGACACGCUUCCGCUGGUGGCAGGGCUACAACGACAUGAUGCUCGGUGAUGACCCCACCCAGGAGGAGCGGGCAGAAUGGCACCUGGACAACGUGAUGGCACUGGCCAACGAGACGCUGCCCCGAUCCCUCUACGAUGCCUUCGACGGCAACAGGUCGGAGGCCAGCCCGUGGUUCCUGAUGGCUGGAGCCUCCGUCGCCCCAGCCUGCGGCAGGGACACCAAUGUCCUCCAUUUCUCCGGCCAGCAAGCCCCCAAGUACGCGGAAACGUGGGACAUUCGGGCAUCAGAGGCCACAGUUAUCCAGUUCGACAUCGAGGUGGGUUGCAGCGGGCCACCUUCGCCAAUCAGCGUGCACCUGCAGUACUCGACAGACCACGGCAAAAACUGGAAGCUGGUGCGAGAGCUGUGUGCCCCGCCCCACGUCGAGUGCGACACCUUCCACCUGCCCACCAGCUACAGCGCCGCCGUCACCCCUGGCUGGACCCGCGUCACCACCACCCUCCCCAAGACCACUGUAGGCGAGCGGACGCGAGUUCGGGUGGUGGAAGAAGGUGAUGGUGGAGGCAAGGGGUCACGGGGCGGGUCCUGGGCCAUCGACAACAUCUACCUGGGUGAGACCUGCCCCUGGAUGUGCUCCGGUCACGGCUACUGCGACCACCACUCCUGCAGGUGCGACGACGGGUACUUCGGGCCGUACUGCGUGCCGGCGGAGGUGCUGCCGUGCGAGCUGCUAGACACCUUCCGUCAGCCCGACCUCCAGUCUUCCCUUUGGCUCCAGGCACACGGCUCAGAGGUCUCCCAGAGGUGUGGGGUCCUUGUCUCCGACUCCGCUCUAGUCUUUUUUAAGGAAGGUCUUCGUAUGGCCACCACUAUCGACCUAGACAUGACUGCCGGAGAGUUCCUUCAGUUCACACUUCGACUGGGGUGCGACAGCGUGUCAGGGAGUCGAUCUAAGAGGAGUGCCACUAUCCUGGAGGAAGUCAAUGGUGUGGAGAGCUCCGUAGUGGUCGGGGAAGCCUCCAGGGCCCAUGGCAUCCUCGUCCAGUACUCUACUAAUGGAGGCAUCACGUGGAGUCUCCUUAAGGAGAUACACUUCAAGAUGCAGCUGGAGCCAAUGUUCGUGUCCAUCUCCCUGGUGGACUUCCCCAUGUCACGAAGCAACGCGACCAGGUUCCGCGUGUGGCAGCCUCGCCACGGCGGCACCAUGACUGACACCUGGGCCAUAGACAACGUCUUCAUCGGCGGGAUGCCCAUCUCUCCCAACGUCCUCUAUGAUGACUUCAACAGUCUCUCCCCCAUGGCCGACGCAUGGAUUGACUGGCCCGCCGGGGAGGUUGGCGACGUGUGUGAUGAGUAUGACUCGUAUACAGGGCUGGUAUUCAAGAGCCAAGAAGGGGAGCACGCCUUGUACACCCGAGACCUGCAGGUGGACGACCACUCCGUCAUACAGUUUGAUCUGAGAGCGGGUUGCGGAGAGGUGACGGGCCGGGAGCACAACCUGACCCUCCAGUACAGUACGGACUACGGGGUCACCUGGCGGACCGUCAGGCCCCUGCCAGCCCUCCGCUCCUCCAGCCCCGACUGUCUCCACGAGCUGCGCACGCCCACCGUCUUCUACCCCAACAGCGACCGAAAAUGGGCCAGAGUCAUCAUUCCUCUCACCGGUCUCCAGAUUUGUGGACGAGCCAGGUUCCGGUGGUGGCAGGGGUAUUACCUGGCCCGGGAAUCUGCGGCACCUUGGGGCCUCGAUAACGUGUACAUCGGGCCCUCCUGCAUCCACCACUGUGCCGGCCACGGCUACUGCAUCAACGGCGACCAGUGUGUCUGCGACGACAACUUUGAUGGCAAUGAGACCUGCAUCCUCAUGAACGAAACCCCACAGACGCUCAAUGAAGACUUCGAGAAGGGAACCUUGAACACGCAGUUUGACAAGUGGUCCGGGGCGGAGGUGUCGAGGUUCUGCGGGGUGGUGACGGGCGAGGCCCUGGUGUUCUCUCAGCAAGGGGAGAGGAUGCUCGUUACUCAGGACCUCGACCUCACCCACGGCAGCGUGGUGCAAUUUUACAUCCGGUUUGGUUGCACGGUGGAGGAGGCAGCCCUGGGAGACGGACCUGUGCUCCUGCAGUACUCUCGCGACGGUGGCAUCUCCUGGGCCCUCCUGGCCGAGCUGAGUCCUGACUCUGGUGCUGCUGCUGCGGGUACCAGGCCCCACACCCAGCACCUCACACUGCCCAUCCCAGGCACAGCCAAGUCGAACACGACGCGUCUCCGCUGGUGGCAGCCUUCACAGGAUGGCACCUUCACCUCACAGUGGGCAGUCGACCAGAUCCACAUCGGGAGUGCCGUGCUGGGCGUGCCAGCCUUCACUGAUAUUGACACUGGGGUUGGGUGGCUCCUCCGACCCGGCUCCGUCCUGGAACAAGUGUGUGGCCUCACUCACAACUCGCUCCAUUUUGCCAGUCGGGACGGCUACAGAUUCGCUGAGACUCCAGACAUACACAUGACUGACCACAGUUUCAUCCAGUUCACUGUGUCACUGGGUUGCAAAGAUUCUGGUGCCUGCUUCGAGGUGGAACUUGAGUACUCGACCGACCAGGGUGCGUCGUGGUGGCGGCUAAAGGAGUCGUGUCUGCCCUCUGACCCAGACUGUACAGAGUACUGGCCAGCCUCCACCCUCAUCUCUGACCUCUAUACCGGCCCCUCCCAGGUCACCCUGAGCAUCCCACACCGGGUCAGGUCGGCGCUGACGCGAGUGCGGUUCAUUCAGCGCGAGGGCUGGAAGCAGCAACACUCCUGGGCCCUCUCACAUGUCUACAUCGGGGAUGAGUGUUACCACAUGUGCGCCGGCCGGGGCUUCUGCGACGCCGGCCAGUGUCACUGCCAGAAGGGAUGGACAGGUGAUAACUGUGAGGAGCCGGCCACUCCUCUUGCGAAGUACAUCGUAGCUGACUUCAGCAGCGAGGACUGGACAAGUGACUGGAGUAAGGUGGUGGGCGGCCAGCUGACUGAUCACUGCGGACCCAUUGCUUCUGGCCAGGCCUUGCACUUCCUCGGGGGCUGCAGUAGGUACCUGGAGACAAAGAAUCUGGACUUGCAGGAGGCCCUAUUUGUGCAGUUCGACCUUCGGACAGGUUGUCUGGACCCGGUAAGCGGACGGGAGGCGGGUGGCGACCACACCGUCCUCCUGCAGGCGUCCUGUGAUGCCGGCAUCUCCUGGACCACCCUCAGGAAGCUCCUCCUCAUUUAUCAUCGACCACAAUACGUGUGGGUGGAACUGCCGCAGGACCUGAGGUGUAUGGGCGGGCGGGUGCGGUGGUGGCAGCCCGACGGAGGAGAACGGAACCGCUACGACUGGGCGGUGGAUGGGGUGGUGGUGGGCGGGAGUGUGACGCCCCCAGAUAACCUCACCUACACCCACCCACACCACCUGGUGCCCCCACUUUGGCUCCGGCGAUACAACACGCGCACGGACACCUACUGCGACCACCCCCUGGCCAUGCAUGUCAUGAUGUCCACACCCUCUGAACCUGCCAUCCUUCAGACCACUGACCUCCAGGUGAGCAGGAACCACAGUGUCAGCUUCCUGCUGGCCCUGGGCUGUGGCGCCACCUGGGACAACACUGCUCAACCCGUCAGGCUGGAGUACUCGCUGGACUUCGGCCACACCUGGCGGCUGGUGCGAGACAUGUGUCUGCCGGGGAACAGCAGCUGUGCAGACAUCGCGGACGCCUCCAUCUUUUACGCCCCGCUCAAGUGGAACAGAUAUGUCUACCCACUCAACCAUAUUGGCCCAGCCAAAUACGUAAGAUUCCGGUGGGUGCAGGAUCCCUCCUCGGAUGUGUCGGGUCGCCACCAGUGGUCACUGAGGGACGUGUAUAUCGGAAAAGCGUGCCCCCACCACUGUCUGGGCCGCGGCUCCUGCAUCGACGGUGUGUGUCGCUGUGACUACGGCUAUGCUGGACCAUACUGCCAACACGUCACUGUCGAGAAUGUGGCAUUCAUCCGGGACCAGUUCUCUGGAGGGGUGUUCCGGCCGCACUUCGUGCAGGUGCAGGGAGGACUGCUGUCGGAGGGGUGCGGAGGGCUGGAGGAGCCACCGACCGCCACCUUCCAGGGCCCCAACACCCGCUUGCUCCUCACCCGACCAGUCGACACCCGCAGCGGUAAAUUUGUCCACUUCACCACCCAAAUCGGCAGCGGCCACGGCAGCGGCAUCUGCAGGAGCGCCUCUCACAGGCACCAUAACGUCUUCCUUCAGUACUCCAUUGAUGGAGGUAUCCGUUGGCACCUGCUGAGGGAAUUAGACCACCAGCUGUACACGACGCCCAACAAGGAAUACAUCCUAAUACCGGCACACGCCAGGAGCCCCGCCACUACCUUCAGGUUCUGGCAGCCUCGUCUAGCCUCGCCUCCACCAGCCUGGUCUUUGGACGACCUCUAUAUUGGUGGCUCCGAGAUCAGCGCCGCCGAACUCCUCGACCAGUUCGAGGGAGAACCCACCGUGUCGGAGUGGCUCUUCGCGCCCCACAGCAGGAGUCUGGUGGACUACUGCUCGAGCGGCACUAAUGGUUCCCUGGUGUGGGGAGCCGACUCUCCCGGCCACCGCGCCAUCACCACCCAGGAACUUAUAAUCCACGAUACCCACAUACUGCAGUUUAAGGUGUCGGUGGGGUGCGGCGACAGCCCUGGAGAGUGCGGAGAGACCCCUGGAGUGCGUCUAGAGUACAGCCGUGACGGCGGCGUGACUGGUUGGGAGCUGGUGCACGACUCCUGCCUCCCAGGCUCCUCCCCGGACCCUGACUGUCUCCCGUACACCUUCCAUCCCCAGUCAAUCUUCCACUCAGAUACACACUCACACUGGAAGAGGAUCACCAUUCCACUCCCAGAGAAGACCUGGGGAAGCACGACGCAGCUACGUUGGGUGCAGGAGGUACGGGGCCCCGGGAGCAAGGUGACGCCCUGGUCCCUGGACGACGUGUACGUGGGCUACCCGUGUCCCAGUCACUGUCACGGCCGUGGCGACUGUCUCCACGCUACCUGCACCUGCGACCCGGGCUACUCUGGAGAAUCAUGUGAGCCUGUACCAUCCCGCAUCACGCCCCUGCCAACCAGCUUGGUGGAUGGAUUCGAAGGCGGAGUGCUGGCCAACUGGGCGCUGGUGACGGGAGGUGGGGUAGGUCUCGGCUGCAGCUCCCUGGCACCGUACAGCCACGGUAAACACCUCUACUUCUCAGGCUGUGGGACUCGCCAAGCUGUCACCAAGGAGUUGGACACCCGCUCUGCAAGCAAGUUGAUCUUCGUGCUUAGAAUUGGGAGCCACGAUCACACGCCCUCUUGUUUCGUGGACCUGAGCGACCCACAGAGAGCGUUGGAUAAGGGCGUUAUCCUGCAGUACACUAACGACAAUGGCAUAACGUGGACCACUAUCAACGUCCACGACCCUCUCGACUUCAGAAAGGCCCGUCGUGUGGCGUACACGCUGCCAGGGGAGGCUCGCCGGUACGGGGUGCAGCUGCGAUGGUGGCAGCCUGAUCACGACGGCCCGGCCACCGACCACUGGGCCCUCGACAACGUCGAAAUUGUUUUAGCUCAGAGGAAGGACACAAGCAGGUACGACCAACAGACCUUCCACGAGCCUGAACUGUGAGCCCUGGAACGCCCUCACACCUUCAUAGACGAAUUGGAUCCUCACACCCUGCUCUCCCACCCUCACACCCUGCUCUCCCACCCUCACACCCUGCUCUCCCACCCUCACACCCUGCUCUCCCACCCUCACACCCUGCUCUCUCACCCUCACACCCUGC